AUGAAAGUAUUGUACAGGAACAACAUUGUUCAACGUAUGGGUGGGGAGUUCGGUUUCGACUUUCUUGUCGUCACCUACUGCGAAAACAUCCUUGAUGACGAGAGUCUUGAUCACUUUUAUGGCAAUUUUGAUUUGAAUACGCUCACAUGUUUACAGAAGGAACUCCUCCUCAUAACAUUUCUCGAGCCAUACCAAGAGACUGAACCAAGGAAAAAGAGGGUCUCGUUCCGAAACGACAUGAUGGGACUUGAUAGAAGUAUCUUUCCAAUUUUGGAAGAGCAUUUUGUUGCUGCUUUGGAUGAUUGCUUCGUCACAGGUCUUGACUAUGAACUCUGCAAAGCAUACUUUGCUGAGCUUCGGCCAGUGUUCAAGGAAUGCACUACGGUGUCGAAGUACCGAUCGAACAUUGUUGAACGCAUGGGAGGAGAGGCAACUUUUGACCUCCUUGUUGUCUCUUACUGUGAAAGGCUCAAGGGCGAUAUCAAAUUGCAUCGAUUCUUUGAAAGUUAUAACUUGCACAAUAUGACACACCUUCAAAAGGAUUUGAUACUCAUGGUGCUACUGCAGCCCAGUGCUGAAAACAAUGUCGAAUCCAUAGAACGGAGAGUGACAUCCAAGUACAGCCCGAUGUUUGCACUUGGUUUGAAUGAACAUCACUUUGAAAUGAUGGAAAGACACUUCUCCGCAGCACUCUUUGAAUGCCUAUCAAGACCAGUCGUCAUUCAAAUAUGUUUGAAACUUUUUUCAAAUCUAAUUUCGUUCUUCGAAGAGCACGCACUGUCAUCGGUAGAAUUCGAUGAUGACGAUGAUGACGACGAUGAUGCUGAUGAUGAGGUCGAAGAUGAUGAUGAUUACGAUGAGGUCGAAGAUGGAGAUGACAAGGAGGACGAAACACUCAUCGUGAGCACAAGAUCCUUGCAAAUCGGUUCAAAAGCAUCUCGAAUAUCUUACAAUGAAGGAGUGCAAAGCCACAUCGCCAAGAGAAUCUCCCAGGCUUUGGACGCUUCAGAUAGAACAGAACAAACAGAACAAAAUGAAUCUCUGGAAAGCAAGGGCGUAAGAUCAUCUGAAUUCGAGAGCGAGCGAAUAUCCUCUCGUGCUACUCCUGAGAAGAAUGCGAAGGGCAGGCAAAAUUUUGAAUUUAUCUCGCCUCUUGCUUCUGAAAACAAAACAAAGAGACGUACGACUAUUGGUUUUAGUACAUCGUCUCUUGUUACCCCAAAGAAGUUGAAUGGAAAACCGAAGAUGGCCUUUGGUUGGAGGUCACCAGCCUUCAAGAGGAUGAAGAGAUCUGCUAUGGCGCAAUAG
Messenger RNA from Cylindrotheca closterium, 1308 nucleotides. Lineage: Eukaryota; Bacillariophyta; Bacillariophyceae; Bacillariales; Bacillariaceae. The record is from the annotation of a GenBank genome assembly.